Messenger RNA from Zalophus californianus (California sea lion), 6885 nucleotides. It is a transcript of the gene IQSEC1, whose product is annotated as IQ motif and Sec7 domain ArfGEF 1. Gene Ontology annotation, biological process: regulation of ARF protein signal transduction; actin cytoskeleton organization. Gene Ontology annotation, molecular function: guanyl-nucleotide exchange factor activity; protein binding. The record is from RefSeq and is a predicted model, not a curated record. Lineage: Eukaryota; Metazoa; Chordata; Mammalia; Carnivora; Otariidae.
AUGGCCAGCGCCGCCGAGCCCCCCGGCAAGGCGGCCGAGUACCUGCAGGAGCUGACCCGGAUCGUCGCGGCGCAGCAGGAGCUGCUGGCGCGCCGGCGGCGGCGCAUCGAGGAGCUGGAGCGCCAAGUGGCGCGGCUGAGCCGCGAAAACGCCGGCCUGCUGGAGCGGCACCGGCGACACCUGGCCGCGUGCGCCCGCCGCCCCGACCCCGGCCCCGGCCCCGGCUCGCAGCCGCUCGGCGUCAUCCCGGAGCUUGGCGGCCGCCGCGACAAGUCUGAAGAAGGUUCCCGGAGUGUCAGGAGCUCCCUGGAGACCGGAAGCAGCCUGUCCACUGACCGCUACAGCGUGGAGGGCGAGGCCCCCAGCAGCGAGACCGGUACGUCGCUGGACAGCCCAUCGGCCUACCACCAGGGCCCCCUGGCACCUGCUUCCAGCCUGAGCCCCGACCGCUACGAGCACACGUCGGUGGGAGCCUAUGGGCUGUACUCGGGGCCGCCAGGACAGCAGCAGCGCACACGGAGGCCCAAACUACAGCACUCGACCUCCAUCCUGCGCAAGCAGGCCGAGGAGGAGGCCAUCAAGCGCUCGCGGUCACUCUCUGAGAGCUAUGAGCUCUCCUCCGACCUGCAGGACAAGCAGGUGGAGAUGCUAGAACGCAAGUAUGGGGGCCGCCUCGUGACCCGCCAUGCGGCCCGCACCAUCCAGACGGCCUUCCGUCAGUACCAGAUGAACAAGAACUUCGAGCGCCUGCGUAGCUCCAUGUCGGAGAACCGUAUGUCGCGCCGCAUCGUUCUGUCCAACAUGAGGAUGCAGUUCUCCUUCGAGGGCCCAGAGAAGGUGCACAGCUCCUACUUCGAGGGGAAGCAGGUCUCGGUGACUGAUGAUGGCUCUCAGCUGGGGACCCUGGUGCCACCCGAGUGUGGCGACCUUGGCGAGCCACCCACCCUCAAGUCUCCCGCCCCGUCCAGUGACUUUGCGGACGCCAUCACGGAGCUGGAGGACGCCUUCUCGCGGCAGGUGAAGUCACUGGCUGAGUCCAUCGAUGACGCCCUCAACUGCCGCAGCCUGCACGCCGAGGAGGCGCCGGCCCCCGAGGCAGGGCGGGCCCGGGACCCCGAGCCCAAGCCAGCCCUGCACGGCGUGGACCACCACAAGCUGGACGAGAUGACAGCCUCGUACAGUGACGUCACCCUGUACAUCGACGAGGAGGAGCUGUCACCACCCCUGCCCCUGUCUCAGGCGGCACACCGGCCGCCCAGCACGGAGUCGGACCUGCGGCUGCGGGCCGGGGGGGCCGCGCAGGACUACUGGGCGCUGGCUCACAAGGACGACAAGGGGGACACAGACACAAGCUGCCGGAGCACACCGUCACUGGAGCGGCAGGAGCAGCGGCUGCGGGUGGAGCACCUCCCGCUGCUCACCAUUGAGCCGCCCAGUGACAGCUCCGUGGACCUCAGUGACCGCUCAGACCGUGGCUCGCUCAAGAGGCAGAGUGCCUACGAACGCAGCCUGGGCGGGCCACAGGGCAGCCCCAAGCACGGCCCCCUGGCCGGCCCCCCCAAGAGCCUUCCUCGGGAGGAGCCAGAGCUGCGGCCCCGGGCCCCCCGGCCUCUGGACAGCCACCUGGCCAUCAAUGGCUCAGCCAACAGGCAGAGCAAGUCGGAGUCCGACUACUCGGAUGGGGACAACGACAGCAUCAACAGCACAUCCAACUCCAACGACACCAUCAACUGCAGCUCCGAGUCGUCGUCCCGCGACAGCCUGCGGGAGCAGACACUCAGCAAGCAAACCUACCACAAGGAGACCCGCAACAGCUGGGACUCACCCGCCUUCAGCAACGAUGUCAUCCGCAAGAGGCACUACCGCAUUGGCCUCAAUCUCUUCAACAAGAAGCCUGAGAAGGGCGUCCAGUACCUCAUCGAGCGUGGCUUUGUGCCUGACACGCCAGUGGGGGUAGCCCACUUCCUGCUGCAGCGCAAGGGCCUCAGCAGGCAGAUGAUCGGCGAGUUCCUGGGCAACCGACAGAAACAGUUCAACCGAGACGUGCUCGACUGUGUGGUGGAUGAGAUGGAUUUCUCCGCCAUGGAAUUAGAUGAAGCCCUCAGGAAGUUCCAGGCACACAUCCGGGUCCAAGGGGAGGCUCAGAAGGUGGAGCGGCUCAUCGAGGCAUUCAGCCAGCGGUACUGCAUCUGCAACCCCGGGGUGGUUCGGCAGUUCCGGAACCCAGACACCAUUUUCAUCCUGGCAUUCGCCAUCAUCCUGCUCAACACAGACAUGUACAGCCCCAAUGUCAAACCUGAGCGGAAGAUGAAGCUGGAGGACUUCGUCAAGAACCUGCGAGGUGUGGACGAUGGUGAGGACAUUCCCCGGGAGAUGCUGAUCGGGAUCUAUGAGCGCAUUCGCAAGCGGGAGCUGAAGACCAAUGAGGACCACGUGUCCCAGGUGCAGAAGGUGGAGAAGCUCAUCGUGGGGAAGAAGCCGAUUGGAUCCUUGCAUCACGGGCUUGGCUGUGUGCUCUCUCUGCCCCACCGGAGGCUGGUCUGCUACUGCCGGCUUUUUGAGGUUCCAGACCCAAAUAAGCCCCAGAAACUUGGACUGCACCAGCGAGAAAUCUUCCUGUUUAACGACCUCCUGGUGGUUACCAAGAUCUUCCAGAAAAAGAAGAACUCCGUGACCUACAGCUUCCGACAGUCCUUCUCCCUAUAUGGCAUGCAGGUCCUGCUCUUCGAGAACCAGUACUACCCCAAUGGCAUCCGGCUCACAUCUGCUGUCCCCGGAGCAGACAUCAAAGUGUUAAUAAACUUUAAUGCUCCCAAUCCUCAAGACCGGAAGAAGUUCACCGACGACCUGCGGGAGUCCAUUGCGGAAGUGCAGGAGAUGGAGAAGCACAGGAUAGAGUCGGAGCUCGAGAAGCAGAAGGGCGUCGUGCGGCCCAGCAUGUCCCAGUGCUCCAGCCUCAAAAAGGAGUCGGGCAACGGGACGCUGAGCCGGGCCUGCCUAGAUGACAGCUACGCGGGCGGGGAGGGCCUCAAGCGCAGCGCCCUCAGCAGCUCCCUGAGGGACCUCUCGGAAGCGGGGAAGCGAGGGCGUCGCAGCAGUGCGGGAUCGCUAGAGAGCAAUGUGGAAGGGUCCAUCAUUAGCAGUCCUCACAUGCGCCGGAGAGCUACAUCAACACGAGAGUGUCCAUCUCGCCCACACCAGACUAUGCCUAAUUCAUCCUCCCUCCUGGGCUCCUUAUUUGGGAGUAAGAGAGGGAAGCCCCCUCCCCAGGCCCACCCGUCCUCAGCCCCUCCCCACCCGCCCCCCCACCCACCGGGCCUGCCCCACCCACAGCACUCUGUGGCCAGCCAUCACCAGGGGCCUGUCGAGGGCCCCCCGCAAGCCCCGGUGCAUGGGCACCACACCCAGUACUGCCACAUGCAGCAGAACCCGCCCCCCUACCACCACCACCACCACUACCACCCCCCCCAGCACAUCCAGCAUGCACACCAGUACCACCACGGCCCCCACGGGGGACACCCGCCCUACGGGGCCCAUGUGCACAGCCACCCACCGCUGCCCUCGGCCCAUGCCGGCCACCCGGGCCACCCGGGCCACGCAGCGCACCACCACGGGCAGCCCCCUGCCCCGCCGCCCCCCACCAGCAACAAGGCCAAACCCAGCGGCAUCAGCACAAUUGUGUAGACAGCCUGGGCAGGGUCCCAGACUCCCUGGAACAACUGCACACCACGUAGAGUCAUGCCCAGGGGCGGCCAGCCUCAGACCAGACCCAGGGCACUUGUGUUUCCACCUCUCCCCUCUGCUCCCCAUGGCCUGGAUGGAGCCCCCUGAGCCCACAGGGCUUACGUUGUAGGGCACAAAGCUCCCGAUCGCACUUAGCGUGGGUGUCCCGGGUUCCAUCCACUUCGACCCCAGGGGUGGGCCUCGGCCACCAUCAGCCUUGAAAACGGUGCCACCGGCCACAUAGCUGUUGAACUGCCCCCCCCACCCCAAAGCAGCCCUCAGCUCUGCUCCCUAACUGUACACGCAUAUGAAAACCCAGCCUAGGAAAAGAAGAAACGAGACACAAAACCAGAGACAGAACAAAAAACAAAACAAAACAAACAAAAAACCCAAAACUUGCUGCAUUUAUUGCUCUUUUAUUGACAAUGGGCAAAAAAUUAAGUAGACCUGAUAUGGUUGAUGAAAAUAACGUAAGUAAACUUUAUAUAAUAUAAAUAUAUAAAUAUAUAAAUAUAUAUAUAUAUAUACUGUAUAGGUAGUAUUUGUGUGUGAAAGGAAACGUCUCAGUCCACAAAAUUAGCAAUAUAGACUUUACAAGGAUCUCCACUUACCUGAUAAGAAGACAGUACCUUACAUGAAUGUGUGAGAGAGAGUAAACCAAAAACGUAAAUGCUAGGAACAAAUUCAGAUACUUCCAUAUUUUCAUAAAAAGAAGAGAAGUCCCUCCAGGACUGGCUCAAAUCUUUACGCGAUCACUACUAACUGUGCCAAGUAACAUAGCAUUUAACUGUUUAAAAAGUCCAAUAUUGCUUUGUAUAAAUCCUUAUUUUAUUAACAGAAAACUAUCAUAAGUACUCAGUAUUAUAACUGCUCUGUUAUUUCAGGUAAGCAAAUAGAUAAAAAUGCAGUAAACUCUACAGUAGCAACUCGGAACAACCAGUAACUGGUUGUCUGAGGAUAUUGGUUACACAGAUUCUUAGACACUUUAAUGGCUGCGAUAACUGUGAAUUUCCAUGAUCCAUAUUUCUUUUAUAUGCAUAUGAUUUAAUGCACACUCAUUCAGAGUCCUCCGAGGGGGGGCACCCAUCCACGGCAGAAGUGUUCAUCUCCAACAUGAAAACGGCCAGCUCCCAUCCUCGUCUCCCCAACACCAUAACUUACUCAUCCUGUCUCCAACCGCAACAGGCACGAGCCCCCGAGCGAGUUUCCGCCGGGAACCGCUCCGAGCCCGAACGCUGAUUCUAGCAUGUAGCAACCCAGGGCAGUGUGUGUGUUUCCCAUUUUGUUUUCUGAGUGGUAGCCGUGAUCAUCGUGAUUCCAUGUGGCCAUGUGCUAGCACAACACCCCCCCCCCCACCGUGUCAUCACCGUGGCCCCUCUGACCCCGGCCACGAGUGCCGGCCCUCGCCAGCGAAGCCCCCCGCUGCCUUCUCAUGGUCCACUUAGCUGCCAGGGCAUCAACAUGACUCUCAGCUGUGCUCUUGUCGCUUCCGUGUUGUGGUGACACCAUCUGCCCCCCCCCCCGGGGCCGGGCGCCACAGGCGUCUGGUUCUGUGACUGAGUCACCCACGGGCCGUACUUUGUAGUUUCAGCCCUUCGAACCACUGCAGCCGCCAGUGCUGUGCUCCUAAGCCGUGGGACCCGAGGACUGCCCCACGGCCCCUGCCCCGGCGGAGAGCCCUUUCAGAAAGGGCGAAGCUAGUGCGGGACUCUGCGGGCCGCGGGCUCCGCGCUCCGUGGAUGGCGUGGCGUGGCGUGCCGUGGCCAGACGGCAGGACGACCGAGGGGAGCCCACCUGGCAGGCCAGCCGGGGCGGGGCGAGGGGGUCCUGCCCGUUUCCCUCCCCACCCACCCCUUUGUCAUAUCAUCAAGGCCACCAUACCAGCAAAUCUGCAAACCGAGCACUUUGUUAAUCUCCACAGAGAGCAAAUACAGCAAUCUAGAGUUUAGCCUUUUUUUUUUUUUUUGGAAGAAGUGUGACUUUAACCUGCCCACCUUUAUCUUCCCAUCGGUGUCGUGUUUCUCUCCCAGAAGGAGAGAAGUAAAAAGCACGGGUGUGUCUGAUUUGGUCCAGGCUGGCGGGAGGCUCCCCGCUCCUACUGGCUCCUAAAUUCUUUGGUUUUCCUGCAGAGUCAGGCUCCCCGAGGCAUUCUCUGUCUUGCAGUUUAAAGGAUGUUGUUCUGACCAGGAAAAGUCGAAUUGUACUGCAUGCCACCCGGCGUCAGUCGUGCGAGGCCACACUCUAUGUAUUGUGUAUUUGCAAACUAUAUCAGUGUUACUGUUGACAAAUAGUUGAAGUAAAGUGGUAACAUAUGAAAUAUGUCGGCUUUUCUUCACUCUCUGUACCAAUAGUAGAGUCUAACUGUAAACUCAAGGUUGUUCCAGAAAAGAUACAGGCUGUUUGGCACCAGAUUGCCCUUUCCGAAGGGACAACCACUAAUGAAAAAGAAGAGAUGGCAAAGCCGAUGGCCAGGGUGGGGGGCUCUGUUCAUCACUGUCCUUCGUGCUCCAUGGGCCAUUCAGAACCUUCACCUCCAAAGCUGUCAUCCGUGUGUCCUGAGGCUUUGUUGGGGCGUCACAGGGCCGGAUCUAGCGAAAGGGGGCUUCUUGAACAAAUUGUUUCUCCCCAUGUUUCCAACUUCACACAGAGUGUUGGGCUCAGGUCAGUGGGGUUUCAUCACUCUUUGUGUUGUAUUUACAAACUCAUCAUGGGAAAUGCUUCCAGAAGGUACAUUGUUCCAGUAAGGAGGCCGGAGCCACGCUGCCCAAGUCUCGUUUGGGCAGCAAAAGUUUCUGACAAAUUACUGUGUUUCUCCGCCCCCCCCCCCCCAGUGUUGCUUUCAUGGGAUUGUUCUUUCUAGACCCCAGCCUGCCACAGAGUCACAGCUGUGGGGGCCUGUCUUCCAUCCCCGCCCCCCCCCGAUAGGCAGCAGGAUGCUGAGCACUGCACUGUCAGGACACACUGGGGACAUUUCUCUCAAGUCGCACAAAUUGUUCCAAUUAAACAGUAAUUUCUGACAGGAGCAGGAGACCCAUAGUGGAAGUGGCUGAUAGCAUCACAAAAAUCUUUUCUGGGACAACAAUUAAAUCAUGUAUUUGUAUUUUUUUUAAGUUUAUGAAUGAAUUGUACAACAAUGUAAAAAUAAAGUUCAUCCUAAUAUGA